AUGGGCGGCCAAGGCAGAGAGGGUGGCAAGGUCAAGCCCCUGAAAGCGCCCAAGAAGUCGCAGAAGGACCUCGAUGAGGAUGAUCUGGCAUUCAAGGAGAAGCAAAAGGCCGAUGCUAAGGCGAAGAAGGAACUGUUGGAUAAGGCCAAGGGCAAGGGACCCUUGAACACGGGCUCCCAGGGUAUUAAAAAGUCGGGCAAGAAAUAA
Aspergillus chevalieri is the source of this 207-nucleotide messenger RNA. RefSeq names its product translation machinery-associated protein 7 (gene TMA7). The coding region runs from base 1 to 207 and encodes 68 amino acids. The transcript is spliced from 3 exons. The record is from RefSeq and is a predicted model, not a curated record. NCBI's taxonomy places the organism in Eukaryota, Fungi, Ascomycota, Eurotiomycetes, Eurotiales, Aspergillaceae.